CAAAUCAGAGAAAACGGAACGUUCUCCGAUACUGCGACUCAUUUGCAGUGCGAACUCCGAAAAUGGCUGAUCGUCCGUGUGCUGGAAACAUUCUCCGUAUCGCCGGUGCCGUGAUCCUGCCCAAUCUGGGUGGGAUCUACAAUGGCCGGCUGACCCGGAAGCACCUGCAAAACUGGUACGCCAACCUGAAGUUCCCCUCCUUCAAGCCGCCCAACUGGGUGUUUGCCCCGAUGUGGGUCUCCCUGUACGCCGGAAUGGGCUACGGAUCCUACCUGGUGUGGCGGGAUGGCGGUGGAUUCUCCGGGGAGGAGGCCCGCCUGCCCCUCAUCGCCUACGGAACACAACUGGCUCUCAACUGGGCCUGGACGCCCAUCUUCUUCGGGCAGCACAACAUCAAGGGCGGGCUCAUUGACAUAGUCGCAUUGACGGCCACCGCCGGAGCUUGUGGAGUGCUCUUCUACCGUGUCAAUAAGGUCGCCGGAUUGCUCUUUGUACCCUACCUAGCCUGGCUGGGAUUCGCCACCGCCCUGAACUACUCCAUCUGGAAGUUGAACCCGGAGGAGGAGCAGAAAGAGGAGAAGGCUUCCGGCAGUCACCCCAAGGCCAAUUAGGCUAGGAAACGACAUAUUCAAAGAAGCUUGUAAUUCCUUCAUGAAAAAUGUAAAUUUUACCAGGGCUGGACUAGAUGGAUAAGAUAUCGAUAAGUCAUUUUCCAAAGUGAGCGGCAAAUUCAAAUUAAGUCACAACCGAUCGAAGAAUAGAAAUCCCCAAAAGAUUCAUUGAUAAUAAUUAUGCAAAUUGAUCAAAGCCUUAAAGGUUUCCUGUAUUACUAUAUAACUUUAGAAUUUAAGAGUUUUGUCAUUUUUGAAUCUAAUAAAUGUAUGAAAGUUUA
Messenger RNA from Drosophila ficusphila, 892 nucleotides. RefSeq names its product translocator protein. The transcript has 2 exons. The record is from RefSeq and is a predicted model, not a curated record. NCBI's taxonomy places the organism in Eukaryota, Metazoa, Arthropoda, Insecta, Diptera, Drosophilidae. Gene Ontology annotation, cellular component: mitochondrial outer membrane. The coding region runs from base 63 to 611 and encodes 182 amino acids.